This is a messenger RNA of Penicillium concentricum, 1668 nucleotides long. It is a transcript of the gene ptcA, whose product is annotated as type 2C protein phosphatase PTC6. Gene Ontology annotation, molecular function: protein serine/threonine phosphatase activity; cation binding. The record is from RefSeq and is a predicted model, not a curated record. Gene Ontology annotation, biological process: protein dephosphorylation. The coding region runs from base 1 to 1668 and encodes 555 amino acids. The transcript has 2 exons. NCBI's taxonomy places the organism in Eukaryota, Fungi, Ascomycota, Eurotiomycetes, Eurotiales, Aspergillaceae.
AUGACUCUCCUUUCAGCGAGGCGAGUAACAGGCCGAGUCUGGACCUCGGCCGACUGUUACAGCUUCGCUCUCCUUCGUCGAGCGCGAUGCUACAGUACCGAGUCUGUGCCGCCCGGCCAGUCGACAGUUAGGAAGCAGCCACAGUUUCGCGAUUACUUUGUCACCCACCUGCCGUCAUCCUCGCUUCACCCGGACCCCCGUGGUCCGUCCUCGUCAUUUCAUAAGCUACCUCGCUCCGCCUCUAUACCUCACACCGGAGAUACUCCACAAUCGCCAGCUGCCUUCCAAGCUUUAAUAAACCGUGAGACAACCGUCGUCCGGAUUCCACUCCGCAACGCGAAGCACCAUUUCGGUGCCGUCACUUCCCGCGGAACCCGCCCGUCGAAUGAAGACACGUACCAAGCCGGCGUCAUUGACAUCCCCGCUUUUGCGAAGCGACCUCCAACUUCGCUAACGAUUAGACGACCCAAUAAACAAGACCCUUUGGCCCAUCCCCGGGAGUCGCGCGGUGCGGAAACAGCUAGUGGAGACCCCCAAGUCUUCUAUUUCGGUGUCUUUGAUGGCCAUGGCGGAUCCGAGUGUAGUUCGUUCUUGAGGGACUACCUGCACGAGUAUAUCCAGAAUGUGGCAUUUGAUAUCGAACUACGGUCCAGCCUACGACCUGGUGCCGAAGUGCCACCUGCCACUAGCGAAUUACCUGUGAUGCAAGAGGGUGACCGACGCAGAAUCGGAGACCUAGAGAAAUACCUUGUGCAGACCUGGAGACGGGUAGUUGGUGGCUACUUCAAGAGAUUCAAGCCACCGCAUUUCGCCUACAAUGGCGCUGAGUCCACCGAUCCGAGUAUUGAAAACCACAUCUCCAUCGAGGAAGUCAUGGAGUAUGCCUUCUUGCGUGCGGAUCUAGACUUUGUCAACGCUCAAGCAGCGAAGCGCGACGAAGAUCUAGUCCGAGCCGAGAGACCUCUGAACGACGAUGAAAUCUUCUACAGGCCUAGCAUGACCCGAUCUCCCCAGAUCGGUGGAAGCGCCCGCUUCAAGGGCGGCAGCACGGGAAGUGUCGCUAUGAUCUCGACCCCGACGCCAACCCCCUUCUGGCACCCCAUCGCCCCAUCAAGCCUCCUGGUUGCCCACGUCGGCGAUACGCGCAUGCUCCUCUGCUCAACAGAAACCGGUGAAGCCAUCCCCAUCACAUCAAACCACCACCCCUCCUCCCCGAUCGAGGCAACCCGACUCCGACGGUAUGCUACAUCCUUUGUGACUGACUCCUUCGGCGAAGAACGCAUGAGCGGGCUAGCCAACACGCGCGCUUUCGGCGACGUCCAGUCCAAGCGCAUUGGAGUCUCUGCCGAGCCCGAACUUAAGCGUAUAGAGAUUGGCCCGGCCGAGUACUCCUUCUUAGUUAUGGUAUCCGACGGUAUCAGCGGGACACUGCUUGACCAGGAGGUCGUUGAUAUCGUUAAAGAAUCCAAGACCCCGGAACAGGGGGCGCGUGAUGUGGUCAAUUUCUCGACCGAGGUGACUAGGGAAGGUGACAAUGCUACUUGUCUUGUUAUUCGCCUUGGUGGUUGGGAACGUCGUCAAGAGGGCGGCGUUGGUAGUAUGGGUACUAAGGAGUCUCGCGAGUGGCGUCGACAGGAUGCCACUGAUCCGCGCAGGUCACGGACGUGA